This is a messenger RNA of Sarcophilus harrisii (Tasmanian devil), 4021 nucleotides long. It is a transcript of the gene DGKZ, whose product is annotated as diacylglycerol kinase zeta. The record is from RefSeq and is a predicted model, not a curated record. Bases 71 to 3367 code for a protein of 1098 amino acids. Gene Ontology annotation, biological process: intracellular signal transduction; lipid phosphorylation; diacylglycerol metabolic process. Gene Ontology annotation, cellular component: nucleus. The transcript is spliced from 29 exons. Lineage: Eukaryota; Metazoa; Chordata; Mammalia; Dasyuromorphia; Dasyuridae. Gene Ontology annotation, molecular function: protein binding; ATP-dependent diacylglycerol kinase activity.
GGCGGCGGCGGCGGCGGAGGAGGCGCUGGGGGAGCACGGGAUGCGGCCCCGAGGUGGCUGAGCCCGCACCAUGAGGAGGCGGGGGCAGCCGGGCAGAUGUGGCGCUACCGCUCCUGGGACGUCCCGCAGAUGCCCGCCGCGGGCCCCGACACCCACUGCCACCCCCACAAUGGAGACCUUCUUUAGGAGACAUUUCAGGAGGAGGGGGCCGGGGGCAGGCCUCCGGGGACAGCGGCGGGGGAGCGGGGUGGCCCUGCCCACGGGCAAGGUGCGGCGGCGCUCCCCAGCGGGCCAGCCCUCCUCCUUGCUGGCGCAGCGGCGACGCUCCAGCUCCCAGCUCCAGGGCUGCCUCCCCAGCUGCGGGCUCGGGGCUUCCUGCCACUCCAGCACCGUGCCCCCAGGCCACGGCCCCCGCUUGACCGUGGAGCCCGUCCCACCGCGGAGAUUGGCCCUGCCUGCUGGUGACGCUCCCCUCCUGGGGACCCCCGUGCCCUUUGCUGGUCUCAUGGGGAAGAGCGAAGAAGAGGAGGAAGGGGCGGAGGGCCCAGGGCCAAGGCCCCCCGGGGCGGGAGGCAGGGAGCUGGCUGGCCCCGGGCCCCGGCCGCUGGGCAUCGGGCCUCUGCUCCACAUGCCCCGAUGUCUGCGGCGACGCCGGAGGUCUUCCCACCUGCUCCCCGCUGACGUGGUGUAUGACCGGACCGUCUGGGGCCUGCACGGCUACUACCGGCGUCUCAGCCAGUACCGGCCUCCAGGGCAGCCGCUCCCCCCUGGCACCGCCAGCCCCUUCCUGCUGGGCCCCCUGCGCCCCCUGUCCCGGAGGCGGCAAGUGGCCCUGAGACGCAAGUCAGCCGGACCCGAGGCCUGGAGCGCGCUGCUCUCGAAAGCCAUUGCCAAGUCUGGCCUCCAGCAUCUGGCGCCUCCAAACCCGCCCCCCGGGGUCCCCUGCAGCGAGCCUGAAAGGCAGAUCCGGAGCACCGUGGACUGGAGCGAAACAGCCGCCUACGGGGAACACAUCUGGUUCGAGACCAAUGUGUCUGGGGACUUCUGCUACGUGGGGGAGCAGUAUUGCGUGGCCAAGAUGCUGCAGAAGUCGGUGUCUCGGCGGAAGUGCGCCGCCUGCAAGAUUGUCGUGCACACGCCCUGCAUUGAGCAGCUGGAGAAGAUUAACUUCCGCUGCAAGCCGUCCUUCCGGGAGUCAGGGUCCAGGAACGUGCGGGAGCCGACCUUUGUCCGUCACCACUGGGUGCAUCGGCGGCGCCAGGAUGGCAAGUGCCGACACUGUGGCAAGGGCUUCCAGCAGAAGUUUACUUUCCACAGCAAAGAGAUCGUGGCCAUCAGCUGCUCCUGGUGCAAGCAGGCCUACCACAACAAGGUGUCCUGCUUCAUGAUCCAGCAGAUCGAGGAGCCCUGCUCCCUGGGGGCCCACGCCGCCGUGGUCAUCCCCCCGACCUGGAUCCUGCGGGCCCGGCGCCCCCAGAACCCUCUCAAGGUCAGCAAGAAGAAGAAGAGGACGUCUUUCAAGAGGAAGUCCAGCAAGAAGGGGCCGGAGGAGGGCCGGUGGAAGCCCUUCAUCAUCAAACCGACCCCAUCCCCCCUCAUGAAGCCCCUGCUGGUGUUUGUGAACCCCAAGAGCGGAGGGAACCAGGGUUCCAAGAUCAUCCAGUCCUUCCUCUGGUAUCUCAACCCCCGGCAAGUCUUCGACCUGAGCCAGGGCGGGCCCAAGGAGGCGCUGGAGAUGUACCGGAAAGUGCACAACCUCCGGAUCCUGGCCUGCGGGGGCGACGGCACGGUGGGCUGGAUCCUCUCCACCCUGGACCAACUGCGCCUGAAGCCCCCCCCUCCUGUCGCCAUCCUCCCCCUCGGCACCGGCAAUGACCUGGCCCGGACCCUGAACUGGGGUGGGGGCUACACGGACGAGCCGGUGUCCAAGAUCCUGUCCCACGUGGAGGAGGGCAACGUGGUGCAGCUGGACCGCUGGGACCUGAGAGCGGAGCCCAACCUGGAGGCGGGGCCCGAUGACCGCGACGAGGGCGCCACUGACAGGCUGCCCCUUGACGUCUUCAACAACUACUUCAGCCUCGGCUUCGACGCCCACGUCACCCUAGAGUUUCACGAGUCUCGAGAGGCCAAUCCAGAAAAGUUCAAUAGCCGGUUUAGGAACAAGAUGUUCUAUGCUGGGGUGAGCCGGCCCUGUCCCCCAGCCCCGCCCCAGCCCCCCGGAAGGCCGACCCCACCAUGGCCCCUGGUCCUUCCCGAGAGGUGGAGGGAGGCAACCCCGGGCCCCGUGGUCCGGCCUUGGUUGGGCCCACCCCUCCCCUGCCCCCCAGGUCUGCGGGACCAGCCGGGGCCACCCGGGGCCAAUGACUUUGAGCCCCACGCGCGGCGGGUCCUCAUCUCCUUCCCAUCCAGACCUCUCCUGGCCCCUCCUACUGGGCUCCCUGACCUCUGGCCCACCCCUGACUCCUCCCUCUGCCUCCCCCUCCACAGCCAGCAGCCUGUCCCCGAGCAGCUACGCAUCCAGCUCCGCAGGGUCAGCAUGCACGACUACGAGGCUCUGCACUAUGACAAAGAGCAGCUAAAGGAGGCCUCCGUUCCACUGGGCACCGUGGUGGUGCCGGGGGACAGCGACCUGGAGCUCUGCCGGACCCACAUCGAGAGGCUGCAGCAGGGGGAGCCCAAUGGAGCCGGAGCCAAGGCUUCAUCAGGCCAGAAACUGUCCCCCAACUGGUGUUUCCUGGAUGCAACCACGGCCAAUCGAUUCUACAGGAUAGAUCGGGCCCAGGAGCACCUCAACUACGUGACGGAGAUCGCCCAGGACGAGCUCUACGUGCUGGACCCUGAGCUGCUGGGCAGGCCCGCCCUCGAGGCUCCCCAAAGCCCCGGCCCCACCUCUCCACCUCCCCCGUCCCCCAGGCCCAGACCAGAUCAAGGGGAUGCGAUGCCCCCAAAAGGUGAAAGCUUGAUAGAAGCUGCUGAGAACAAUGACUUCUGUAAGUUCCAGGAGCUCCACCGAGCUGGGGGGGACCUCAUGCUGCGGGACGAGAGGGGCCGCACCCUCCUGCACCACGCCGUCAGAGCGGGCAGCAAGGAGAUCGUCCGCUACCUCCUGGAGCACGCCCCAAUGGAAAUCAUUGAUGCUGUGGAAGAGAAUGGGGAGACAUCUUUGCACCAGGCAGCUGCCCUGCGCCAGCGAACCAUCUGCCACUACAUCGUGGAGGCCGGAGCCUCUCUCAUGAAGACCGACCUGCAGGGCGACACCCCAAGGCAGCGGGCAGAGAAGGCCCAGGACAAGGAACUGGCCGCCUACCUAGAAAACCGGCAGCACUACCAGAUGAUCCAGAGAGAGGACCAGGAGACGGCCGUGUAGCCGGUGACCCCGGGAUCUUCCCCUGCUCCAGGACCGGGAUGGGGGUGCGGCAGGGGGGCCAGCCCCCGGUCCCACUUGUUCACACUGCUACAUUCCACCGGGCCGUGGGGGCGGCCGGCGCCGUGGGGGGACCCCGCCUGGGGAAGGAGCCCCAUGGCUGACCGGGCCUCCAGGGAGGACCACAGAGACGGACUCGGAGAGCCCCUGCACCCCCAUCCUGUGCAUGCUUCUGUUACCUGGCUUUUGAGCCCCGGGCUCUAUCCUGGAGGCCCCAGCCUCCGCCCCCACCCACACAGAGGGAGGAAAGUUGCCUCGAGAGCCAAUGACCUGCCCACGGUAGCCAAGCUGUGGGCCAUGACUGUGCCCGGACCGGCCACUGACCCUGGGAGGAAGGGAGACGCCGGGGCUUGGGGGAGAGGGAGCCUGGACCUGAAGAGAUGGAGCCAGAGGCCAGGGCCCUCCAGAAGCCCCUCCCUGGGGGAGCCGGGCUCCGCCUCCCCCACCCCUCGCACGCCACCCUCCACAUUUCACAACAAGGGGGGGGAGAUCCAUCCUGCACAGGGGGGUGGGGGGUGCCCCGGGAAGCUGGUCACGGUGUCAUGUUUACAGCCCAGCUGGGUGUAACUCAGUAAAGUGGAUGUUUUUUUUUCCUAA